Molecule: messenger RNA, 744 nt
Organism: Otolemur garnettii (small-eared galago)
Lineage: Eukaryota; Metazoa; Chordata; Mammalia; Primates; Galagidae
Gene: RPA4
Product: replication protein A4
Biological process (GO): nucleotide-excision repair; double-strand break repair via homologous recombination; DNA replication
Cellular component (GO): DNA replication factor A complex; chromosome, telomeric region; site of double-strand break
Source: RefSeq, a predicted model, not a curated record
AUGAAUAAGAGUGGGUCUGAAAGCUGUGGGAGCAUCUCUGCUGAAGAUGGAGCUCGUGGAGGCAGGGACCAGCCAUCUGAGGGAAGUACAGCUCCAGAGAGGAAGACCCUCAGACCCAAGGUCCGAAUCCAGAGCAUUCUACCUUGUUGUGUAAGCCAGCUGCUCAUGGCUGAUAAUGUGUUCAAGGUUAGGGGAAUUGUAAUUUCCCAGGUCUCCAUUGUGGGAAUAAUAAGACAGGCAGACAGAGCUCCAAAUUGCAUUCUUUACAAAAUUGAUAAUAUGACCUUGAAGCCAAUUGAGACCUGGCAUUGGCUUGGCAGAGAUAAAGGCAAGCUGCCAGUUGGCAUAUAUGCUAAAGUGUUUGGCAUCCUUAAAGGUUCCACAGGGGCAAAGAGUCUUGAGAUAUUAAAAAUCCGUGUCCUGGAGGACAUGAACGAGUUCACUGUGCAUAUUCUAGACAUGGUUAAUGCACACAUGAUUCUGGAUAAAGGCUGUCAAGAGACCACUGGGAAAAGUAUGCCUGUGGAUGAUGCCAAAUAUGACAAAUGUUGCCUCAACUUCAUCUCGAAGGAGGUGCUACAUUUGGUUCAUGAGUUUCCUCAACAGAAAGGGAUAAGCAUCUAUGAACUCCAGAGUCAGCUCUGAGGCCUGAGCAUUAAAUCCAUCAAGGAAGUGAUUGAUUAUUUGACCAUCGAGGGCCACUUCUAUCCUAUUAUGCGGGAGAAUUUUAAAUCUGCUGAUUGA